Messenger RNA from Pogona vitticeps (central bearded dragon), 2803 nucleotides. Lineage: Eukaryota; Metazoa; Chordata; Lepidosauria; Squamata; Agamidae. The record is from RefSeq and is a predicted model, not a curated record.
AUGCUCAAGGUAGCCGCCUUCGCGUGUGUGUGGGCAGCCGCUUGGUGCAGUCAGGGUGUUGUAACGGCGGCGGCGGCGGCAGCGACGGGAGCCGCGGGCAGAUCAGACAGCGGCAAUUUUCUGGAUGAUAAACAGUGGCUUACAACUAUCUCCCAGUACGAUAAGGAGGUUGGACAGUGGAACAAAUUCCGAGACGAAGUCGAGGAUGAUUAUUUUCGCACAUGGAGUCCACCUAGACCCUUUGAUCAAGCUUUAGAUCCAGCUAAAGAUCCAUGUUUAAAGAUGAAAUGUAGUCGCCAUAAGGUUUGCGUUGCUCAAGAUCAACAAACUGCUGUUUGCAUUAGUCACCGAAGACUGACACACAGUAUGAAAGAGGCUGGACUAGGUCAUAAACAAUGGAGAAUCGGCCCUCUUUCAUCAAAAUGCAAGCAGUGUCCAGUAGUUUAUACCAAUUCUGUUUGUGGAUCAGAUGGCCACACAUACUCUUCACAGUGCAAACUAGAAUAUCAAGCCUGUGUCUCAGGAAAACAGAUCUCAGUAAAGUGUGAAGGACGUUGCCCUUGCCCUUCAGAUACAUCCACAAGCACAGGGAGAAAGAGGGGAUGCAGCGACCUGGAGUUCAGAGAGGUUGCCAACAGAUUGCGAGAUUGGUUCAAGGCUCUUCAUGAAAGUGGAAUUCAGAAGAGGACUAGAAUUGUACAAAGACCUGAAAGAAGUCGAUUUGACACAAGUAUUUUGCCAAUUUGCAAGGACUCCCUUGGCUGGAUGUUUAACAGACUUGAUACAAACUACGACCUACUAUUGGACCAGUCAGAACUUGGAAGCAUUUACCUUGACAAGAAUGAACACUGUACCAAGUCUUUCUUCAAUUCCUGUGAUACUUACAAGGACAGCUUGAUAUCUAACAAUGAAUGGUGCUAUUGCUUUCAGAGACAGCAAGACCCACCUUGCCAGACAGAGCUGACCAACAUUCAGAAACAGCAGGGAGGAAAGAAGCUUCUAGGGCAGUAUAUCCCCUUAUGUGAUGAAGAUGGGUACUACAAACCAACUCAGUGUCAUGGAAGUGCUGGGCAGUGUUGGUGUGUUGACAGAUAUGGCAAUGAAGUAACAGGAUCCAGAACACAUGGUGCUGCAAACUGUGCUAUUGAUGUAGAAACAUCAGGCGAUUUUGCCAGUGGUGAUUUCCAUGAAUGGACAGAUGAUGAGGAUGAUGAUAUGACAAAUGAUGAAGAUGAAAUUGAAGAUGAUGAUGAAGAUGAAGGUGAUGAUGAUGAUGACGAUGAUGAUCAUGAAGGCUAUAUUUGAAGCUUUUUGCUAUGACUAAAAUUGUCUUUCUAAAAAUUUACAAGACAACCCAGAAAAUUCCUAUAUCCUCAAAAAUCAAAAGGAUUCUAAAUAACAUGUAUAUUUUGUAUGAUUAUUUGAAAUAUUGCAGCUGGAGUCAUAGACUUUCUUUGUUUAAAUGAAAAUCAUUAUAUUAUGUGUUGUUUUUAUAUGCCACUGAGCAGAAGAAAACACACAGGAAUCUAGACUGAAGAAAGAAACACUUAAAAAACAAAAACCUCAUAAAUGUGCAGAUAGUCACAAGGACAACCAAACUUAAAACCAUCUGUGAAAAAGGCAUCUUCUAUUUGGGAAUAUGUGUUAAUGGCUGCUUCCAGCAAAUGCUGUGUUAUAAAUAAAGCAACAUAAGCUUUAGCCAUGAUUUAGAUCGUAUGGACUUUUGUUCAAAAUAUGCUUGGGCAGGGCAAGGAAAGUAUGAUUAAAACAUGCUGCCAGCUUUACAGUGUGCAAGAGGAAGGGAGAAGCUGUGACUAGGGAAGAAGUGGUCAGGUCCUCUUUUGUGUUUGCAACUCUUACAUUUUGACUUUAAAAUUAUUAAGGUCUUGAAUUAAGUUUUAAAUGCAGUAAAAGCUCCAAAAUCAUAGAUUCUGCAAAUCUGAAGUUUUGUUGUCCUUUUGUUCUCAAUUUUUCCAGCUAUUUUCAAAAUUGCAUAAGCUGGUUAUGUGUGCAAGCAGCCUUGUUUAUUGUACUGUUUUUCUAUAGCAUUCUAACCUCAAAAUUAGUUUAACAUAUUUUAACGGGAAAACUUUGCAUAAAGAAUAUGUUUAUAUAAAACUAUACUUGAGAAUGAUACUUCCUCCAAGAAAUGCUUUCAAACUCUUAACUAUGGGGUUUUAGUUUUUCAGUUCCCAACUACUUUUGCAUUUCUGUUCUCAUUCUUCCCCUUUUUGGUUGCCAGUUACAAACUUUAGAUGAGUUAUUGUAAGGUGCCUUGCAAAAUAGAAAUAGGAAGAUUUAUAGCAUGCAUACCAAUAUAAGAUUAUUAGGCAAUAGCCGAGUAUUCCAAAUUUAAUAUCAAUAUAGGUACUGCUGCUGGAAUGGAGAAAUAGGUUAUUUUCUCCCCCAUCACCUCUGUUAUGUAAUUACCAUGUAGAAUACCUUAUAAUUCUUAAGUAGAGUUGCAUUCAAAAUUUGACUGUAGAGAAAAUUAUUUUAAUCACUGUAUUUAUGUUAGCAUGUUAAUUAAUUGUGUAAGAUGUUUUGAAACUCCACUACUUUCAUUCAUAUCAGACCUGUGGCUUUGUGCCAUAAUAAAAUUGAAAGAACCUGUGUAAUAUUAUGCAAGCAGUUGUUUAAUUUCAACUGUGAAUUCCUGUUUCCCCUGAUUUUUAUCUGCAGUUAAUUGAAAGAAUUUUUCUUCUUCUUUGCAUUCAGUUUCAAUAGGUUAAACACUAAAUUUAAUGAUUAUCUUAUGUAACAUUACUGCAUUUUUUUAAUGUUUAUGUAUAGUUUGCAAAAU